This is a messenger RNA of Cricetulus griseus (Chinese hamster), 2591 nucleotides long. NCBI's taxonomy places the organism in Eukaryota, Metazoa, Chordata, Mammalia, Rodentia, Cricetidae. The record is from RefSeq and is a predicted model, not a curated record.
GCGGCCACCAGGACUUCUCCCGUCAGAGGGAAGAGCUGGGCCAGAGCCUGCAGGGCGUCGAGCAGAAGGUACAGUCCCUGCAAGCCACAUUUGGGACUUUCGAGUCCAUCCUGAGAAGCUCUCAGCAUAAACAGGACCUCACGGAGAAGGCGGUGAAGCAAGGGGAGAGUGAGAUCAACCGGAUCAGCGAAGUUCUGCAGAAGCUGCAGAAUGAGAUCCUCAAAGACCUGUCGGAUGGGAUCCAUGUGGUAAAGGAUGCCCGAGAGCGGGACUUCACAUCCUUGGAGAACACGGUCGAGGAGCGCCUGACGGAGCUCACCAAGUCCAUCAAUGACAACAUUGCCAUCUUCACCGAUGUACAGAAGAGGAGCCAGAAGGAAAUAAAUGAUGUCAAGAUGAAGGUUGCCUCCCUGGAAGAGUCCAAGGGUGAUCGCAGUCAGGACCUGAAAGUUCUGGAGAAAGGCCUGAAGGAGGUACAGGCCUCUUUGAAGUCCAGGGAGAGGGACAUCGAGGCCCUGCAGAGUUCCCUUCAGACCAUGGAGUCCGAUGUCUACACAGAGGUCCGGGAGCUAGUGAGCCUCAAGCAGGAGCAACAGGCAUUCAAGCAGGCGGCAGACUCAGAGCGCCUGGCUUUGGAGGCCCUCACAGAGAAGCUUCUGCAGUCUGAGGAGUCCUCCUCUCGCCUCCCGGCAGACAUCAGGAGACUGGAAGAGGAGCUGCAGCAGCUGAAGGCUCAGGCCCAUGGAGCAGAGGAGGCCGUUGUCUUCAAAGACUCCAAAGCCUUAGAUGAACUCCAGAGGCAGAUUGAGGGCCUAGGUGCCAGGCUGCAGUACGUAGAGGACGGAGUCUACUCUAUGCAGGUAGCUUCUGCACGCCACACUGAGAGUCUGGAAUCGCUCCUGUCCAAGAGCCAGGAGUAUGAGCAACGCCUGGCUGUGCUGCAGGAACACCUGGAAACCCUGGGGCCCUCCUCUGAUCUGGCCAGCACAGUGAAGAGCCUGGAGGAGGCCCAGCUGAUGCUGACCAGCAACGUGAAGGAGCUACAGCAGAGCCUGGGUGAGCUCCCCAACACUGUGGAGUCUCUGCAAGAACAGGUGCACUCACUGCUCAGCCAGGACCAUGCCCAGGCCAUGCCUCCUCAGGACUUUCUGGACAGGCUCUCCUCUCUAGAUAACUUGAAGUCCUCAGUGAGCCAAGUGGAGUCAGACUUGAAAAUGCUCAGGACUGCGGUGGACAGUUUGGUUGCCUACUCCGUCAAAAUCGAGACAAAUGAAAACAACCUGGAGUCAGCCAAGGGCUUGCUGGAUGACCUGAGGAAUGAUCUCGACAGGUUGUUUGUGAAAGUUGAAAAGAUUCAUGAAAAGAUCUAAAUGAACUGCUUGUGCAGGGCACAGAUUUAUAGUCCAGUUUCUUAUGACCAAAAAAAACAAAAACAAACAAAAAAAAAACAAAAACAAAAGGAAAAAACCCAUCAUUUCCUCCUGGGUGCCCUCGCACCAGUUUCUUGCCCCCUCCCCCCACUGGAAAGCACUAGACACCAUCUCAGCACAGUUGAGUGGUGUUCUGUGCCCGGUUAAUUUAUUUGCGAUUGUUACCACACAUCUUUGGUUUCUGAAAUCCUUGCAAUUGUUACCACACAUCUUUGGUUUCUGAAAUCCUGUUUCUGCUUUUGGUUUGGCUUCCUGAAGGCCCAGCCCUGUUCAGAAGAGGUGGCUUUUUGAAGGGAUGUGUCUACUGUUAGGAAGAGGGCAAUGGCCUUAACUGGGGAUUAACAGGGAGCAGAUUAACCUAAAAAAGAAAACAGAAAUCCUGUCUGGCUGACAGAUUUAUAGUAAAAACAACAACAAAAAUGGGGAGGGAGGGGAGCUUUUCUUUUUCAUUGUCUUUAAGGAAAAUUAAUUUUACUUUUUUUUCUACUCUUGGCCAGAGUUUCUGUGUCUUACUUGUCUUCCACUUAGAACUGGUAAAGAAAGGCUCAUAGAUGAGAGCUCUGAAUGGGUGGAGGAGAAGGCCCCCAAGCCUCUUCUUGAGGGUCCCUUUCUGUUGCAGUUGAGUGAUAUCAAAGGUAACUAUGCAAACUCAGCAGGUUCUGAAUGUGAAGACAGCACCCCGACGCCCCAUGCCUUUCUGUUCUGGUGAGCCACCUGUGUUACCACAUUAGGAGGGGGUCACCAAGUAAGUUUGAAAUCCUAGGGGGAGACCUUGCUGUUGUGAUGUCAGAGCUGUACUGUCCAUAAAGGAUUUGGACAUCUCCCUGGGAGAUGUAGGCCAGAUCUUUUUAUUUUAUCACAGUAUUCCUGAAGAGGUCUCCUGUCGCCUGGCCCCAUCUGUCAGUGACGAUCACUCGUGCUGCAUUUCUGUAAUUGUUCUUCCUGUAUCCUUGCCCUUUGAGCAGUGUUGUCUUUAAUGGCUGCCUUGUCCUUCCCACCCACCCCACUCCACCCCCCCCCCAAGAAAAAAGGAAAGAAAAAUUUUAAAAAAGAAAAUGCUGAAAAGAAAAACAAGGUUUGUUAAUUUACUGUGAAAUGAACUGUAUGGCUUAUUUACAGUAUUUUUAAUUCUUAAUAAACACUUGAGCUUUGUUAUGACUU